CACUUUUCAAACGGCUUCUGAAACUUUUAUCGACUCAAAAGACUGAAGAGUCGAGAGGUUGACAGUUGUUAACAUUUCAAAAGUGAAUCCCAAAACCCCUGUUUAUGAGCCUCAAUUUCACGAAUGUCGACGUCCAAAGCAAGAAGCACGAGGAAGGAAGGAUCCGAGUCCGAGCUCCCCAAACCGGCCAAGCGGAACCCAGUCGAUGAUGAAUUCGAUUUCGACUUCUCCAAUGAUAUCAAAGGCAUUGUGUCGGCACUGCACCAGAUCAGAGAGAAGGCUCAGAAGGACGGUCAGAAGAAGAACGAAGAGACUAUCUCCAGUGUGGCCUCUGAGAUAAAGUCAACAAUUGAUGUGUUGAAGUCGAAAAUUGAGAAGGAUAGACAAAGUUUUGCCAAAGCACUUUCGAAGAGUUCAAAAGAGUGUGAAAGCUGCUUGAAGAAUGAGACUGCAAAGUUCCAAUCACUCUAUGAGAAGUUUUUCAAGGAGAGAGCUUCUCAUCUGCAGGCCUUAAAAGAUACCAUUUCAAGAUUUGAAGAAGAAAAGGAAAAGCUAUUCACUCGAUAUGAACAACUAAGGAAGAGAGAAAGGACUAUGAUAUCAGAACAAGAAAAAUCCUGUGCUGAUAAAAUUGCUCAAUUGGAGUCGUCCUUAAAAAAGAAGAAGCAGGAUGACAAGACUUUCAGCAUUUUGAGGAAAACCCUCGGCUCCUUUCUGGACAAUGCUUCAGAUGAGGACUUCCCACCUGAUGAUUGAAGAUUGCUUCAACAGAGUGCUGCAACCUCUUUCAACCUCGUUGAAAAAUGGGCAGGUUUUGAUUUCCUAUCUCUAAGAAACCUUUAUAAUACACCUUCCACUUUCAUGCAGGAAAUAAAAACACUCUUAAAAACUUGCCCUUGUCUGGAUGGUUGCUCUUAUAGUUCUUUACAUUCCCUUGAUUAAUUCUCAUCCUACCAACUUGGAUUGUUAGUUCUGUUUAACAUUUUUCUCCAUGAAUUUAGUAUAUAAUGAUAUUACAAGUGAAGAAUUCCAUGCCAUAACAUCAUGAGUAGUCACACCGGCUUUCGUCCUUGCCACCAUUCUUUUCCUUUUGGCCACGAUGGCAAGGCGCUAUCUCCCUUCUUCUGACAGCAUAGUUGAACUGUUGACAUCGGCCACGGGCUGAACCGCCGGAUAUUCUAAGUUCCAGGGUUGGGUCGGAGAGAACCAGUGUUAUUUUUAUUCAGAAUCCAAAAAACCAAAAUAUAAAAUAGUCGUUUCGAAUUUUUCUUUCUGCAAAUAAGAAAUUUCAUAAAAAAUUGUCUUCUUCCAAAAUAACGUAUUCAAUUAAUUUAACUUUUUUUCGGCCACGUCAUCAACUAGACUUUAAAACCCGAUGCUGCGUCUCAACUCACGAAGUCCGCAGAGUCUUUCGCCCUUCCCCCUCCAUUUCCCCUCACUUUACCACCUCCCAAACAUCUCCCAAUUCAAAUUCUAAAUUCGAUCACAGAUGUCAUCCCAAACCGUCGAACACGUCGUCCUCUUCAAGGCUAAGGACAACGCUGACCC
This is a messenger RNA of Juglans microcarpa x Juglans regia, 1548 nucleotides long. Its product is annotated as DNA ligase 1. The coding region runs from base 124 to 756 and encodes 210 amino acids. The record is from RefSeq and is a predicted model, not a curated record. NCBI's taxonomy places the organism in Eukaryota, Viridiplantae, Streptophyta, Magnoliopsida, Fagales, Juglandaceae. The transcript is spliced from 8 exons.